CCCCCGCCUGUCUCUGCCAUUCUGUACUUCCUCCUGCAUUAAACAACAGCGGUAACCACCACACAUUGGCGCCGCCUCCCGUCCCCCGGCGUUCCAAUUGGUGAUUCCUUUCUUCAAACAGCCAAUGAAAAUGCUCAGCAUUCCUAUCCUCAUUAACAUACCACUUUGGGCGCUGCCUAUUUAAUCCGGGCUCCAAACAGCUUCUGCUUAUUAUUGUGUUUGAAGCCGACGGGGAAAUGCCUGAUGCACCGAAACCCGCUCCCAAGAAGGGCGCCAAGAAAGCUCCGUCCAAACCGACGAGCAAAUCUAGCAAGAAGCGCAAGAGGUCGAGGAAGGAGAGUUGCGCCAUCUACAUCUACAAAGUGAUGAAGCAGGUUCACCCCGACACCGGCAUCUCCUCCAAGGCCAUGACCGUCAUGAAUUCAUUCGUGAACGAUAUUUUCGAGCGCAUCGCGGGUGAGGCUUCCCGUCUGGCCCAUUACAACAAGCGGUCUACCAUCAGCUCCCGGGAGAUCCAGACCGCCGUGCGCCUGCUGCUGCCCGGGGAGCUGGCCAAGCACGCCGUGUCCGAAGGGACAAAGGCGGUGACCAAGUACACCAGCUCCAAGUAAAGACAAAACAAACGGGAAAAUCAAAGGCUCAUUUAAGAGCCACUCACGUUUUCAUUAAAAGAGUUAUUCAAUGUUGAGACAUGGAUGUGAGGUAAAUUUGUAAGUUUCUUGUUGACACGCUCAUUCAGAAUCUUAUUUCCGUUACUCAGAACUUGCUGUCCACUCUUCAGCGUAAUCCCGAUUUCUCUGUUAAUUCCUGCCCUCUGCACAGACACGGAAUCGCUACGCACCCCUUCCCCGUUGUUACUUCUAGGUCAGGAGUCGGCAACCUUUACCACUGAAAGAGCCAUUUGGACCCAUUUCCCACAGAAAAGAAAACACUGGGAGCCACAAAACCCAUUUGAUAUUUAAAAUGAGAUAACACUGCACACAACGCUUUUUUUGUCUUUAUGCUAUGUAUAAACAAACUAUAAUGUGUUGCAUUUAUGAAAUUGAUAAACUCCUGCAGAGAAAAUGAAAUUACAUUUCUGCAUGCAACAAAAACAUUUUGAACUCCGAAAAAAAGACGUUGGGUUGAAGGUUACUUUUAAGUAAAAUACUCAGUCUAUUUGAGUCCUUCUUGUAUUUAUGAAAAACGCCGAACUUAAACUGUCCGCCAGCAGCAAACCAAAAAUAACGUCAGCCAGCUGUCACCCUGAAAAAUAAAAGGACUAUUUCACUGAACAAUGAAAAAAUAUGAAUAUACCUAAAAUAAUAGGCAAUUAAAAUAUUUAUCAUACUUGGUUAAUGGGAUUUCUGCUCCUGGACUUCAGCGCACAGCGUCUGCACAUCAGGGCUAUAUGACGUCACCUUCAUCGCAAGCUGUUAUCUGUGAGGCGUGCACGAUGUUUGUUUUUAAUAAAGUUCAUGUUGGAGAACACCUGCUCACAUACAUAUGUGGAUCCAAAGAUCGACAGGACUCCAAGCGCAUACUUCUUAAUGUUUACCUAAGUGUCGGGGAUAGCAUUCCAUGUUUCGAACACAAGUUUGUCCGAUUUGGAGAGGUUUUCAAUAUCACUCCAUUUGUGAUUCUGAGCAAGAACGGA
This is a messenger RNA of Hypanus sabinus (Atlantic stingray), 1636 nucleotides long. RefSeq names its product histone H2B-like. The coding region runs from base 237 to 611 and encodes 124 amino acids. The record is from RefSeq and is a predicted model, not a curated record. Gene Ontology annotation, molecular function: structural constituent of chromatin; DNA binding; protein heterodimerization activity. NCBI's taxonomy places the organism in Eukaryota, Metazoa, Chordata, Chondrichthyes, Myliobatiformes, Dasyatidae. The transcript has a single exon. Gene Ontology annotation, cellular component: nucleosome.